Molecule: messenger RNA, 1629 nt
Organism: Sinocyclocheilus anshuiensis
Lineage: Eukaryota; Metazoa; Chordata; Actinopteri; Cypriniformes; Cyprinidae
Product: cbp/p300-interacting transactivator 3-like
Exons: 2
Coding region: 127-849 (240 amino acids)
Biological process (GO): regulation of DNA-templated transcription
Cellular component (GO): nucleus
Molecular function (GO): transcription coactivator activity
Source: RefSeq, a predicted model, not a curated record
CUCAGCAGCAGCAGCUCGUUCACAUUAAAGGCUAUAGUCACUGGAGAGACCUGCGCUGCUUUACAGAGACUGAGAACACCAAACAGCAUCUCUACAACGACAGGGAUCAUUUGACGUGGAGAAGGCAUGGCUGAACACAUGAUGAUGCCUAUGACUCACGGCUCUGCUGGCGGAGGCCUGCAUGGGUAUCGCAUGGGAAUGAAUGGCCCUUCUCCACACGGACACCAGCCCGGUCUGCGGACCCUUCCCAACGGGCAGCUCAUGCACUAUGGCAGGGUGCCCCAGAGCUCCAUGGAGGCGGCCAUGAUGGAGAGGAACGUGAUGAACGGCGUCAUGAACGGUCAGGUCAAUGGCCAGAUGAGCGGAGGACACCCCCACCAAAUGCAGCAACCCAGUAUGAUGUACGGAGGUCCAAAUCAGCAACCGCAGGGUCACCCUCAAACCCAGCACCAUCAUAUGCACCCCCAGAGCCAGCACCCACAGCAGUAUAUGGGUGGAGGAGGCCUUACACCAUCUCAGCAGCUUAUGGCGAGCAUGCAUCUUCAGAAACUCAAUACCCAUUACCACGGGCAUCCACACGGACCCAUGAACAGCCAUCACAUGGGAAACGUCCAGCACAGAAUGGGUCCUGCUCAGUUGGCAGGCAUGCAGAUGGGGAUGGGUGGGCCGGCGUUGGGCCUCAACGUCAUGGACAUGGACUUGAUUGAUGAGGAGGUUCUAACGUCCUUGGUGCUGGAGUUCGGGCUGGACCGGGUUCAAGAGUUGCCUGAGCUUUUCCUCGGACAAAACGAGUUCGAUUUCAUCUCGGACUUUGUGUGCAAGCAGCAACCAAGUACUGUCAGCUGCUGAAGUUCUGGAAUCAGAGAAAGACUUGGUCGCUAAGAAGAAGCUGGGGCAAGACAAGAAAAGCUAAAACAACCAGGUUCUCCGUAUCUGUGAAGCUGUGCUAUGCAUGUUGCAGUGCACGCUGUCUUUCAAUGAGGGAAACAACUUCUGGAUGUUCUUCAGCACAAUUGUGGCUUUGGCGAGCAGGCCUUGUCUUGUCCCAUUGGUCAUCCUGGAUUGAGGGUGACCAAGUGUCCCAGGGUUGAAUGUAACUUCACGUGGUGGAAAAAGAAGUCUGCUUGGAACUUUGCAGAAACUGCUUUGCAUCCUUAGGGGGCAACUAGAAUCAAUAGCAUUUAGAAAUGUAUUUAUGUAUAACACCUACCAAAAAGCAGACAUGAUCUGUGGUGAUAGAGACUUGCCUUUUCUCAAACUAACCCGACGACUUGUGAUAAAAGACCUCUGAAUGAGUGUGUUAUGUGGGAAUUGAAGGCUGGUACUUCAAAACGGGUUGUUUUUCCAGUAGCUCUUAAUGAUGUUUGAAACGGUAAGGGGGUGGUGAGGUGGUAGCGGUUGGGUAUGAAACAUUAUUCGUGUGCAGUGUUACACUGUACAUUUGGUUAUUUCCAUUCUACUACUAUUAAAAAUUUGACUGCCUAGUAAAAAUUUCUCACUUACAACACUCAUUGUUUUGCUACAUCUGACUGAACAAGACCCAAAAUGAGUGUCUUAUGGCGCUUUUCCACUGUGUGGUACGACUCAGCUCGGCACGGCUCAGCACGGCUCUGUUUGCGUUUCCACUGC